AAUAUUACAUGUCCUUUUUUAGUCAGUUUAAACUGACCAAGUAAUUAUGAUGUUACAGGAGUUCUUCGUGCCAAUCAACACGAAGGGCGAGAUGUACGAAGUGUGUCCCGAGGAGCUGUCCCCUGCUGAAUGGGAUGAUGCAUCGCCAUCAUCAACUCCGGUACCACCAGAGAUCUCAUCACGAGCUCACAGACUACCACAUCUGUUGAGCUUGUGGAAGCUGCCUACCAGAGUGAGGCUGCUGGCCGGCACUGUUCCUAUUGAAAUGGCUCAUGAUGUCGGAGAAGAUCUUCUGUUGCGGGCGGCGAGUACGGAACCAGUGUUGGUGAUGUGUACUCUUCCUGAAUACAGUUCCUUGCCGUCCAGUCCGAGCAAGCAAGUUGACCCCCGAUACCAUGCCAAGGAGACAUUGCAGCUUCUGCCUUUAAACAGCAGUAUAAAGGUCAGGCGAACACAACUCGGCUUCGACAGCGAAAAAAGAAUGUUCCUCUCCGCUUGCCUCCAGAAAGCUCUAACCUUCUGUCAACUUAACGUUGACAACUGGAUAAGGCAGAUCUCCUACGCUAACUCGACUGUUGCGAGCAAAGCAAAGACAGUCGAAGAUCUUAUCAAAGAUGACCACGAACCAGUUAAGUUUGAAAAGGAAAAGAAAUUUACCCUUCAAGGCUUGAAAAUUGACACGUCAAAGUUAUUCGGAAAAAGUGAUAAGGUAUUAAAAGAUAUACCGGAUGAAACUGAAGGUUCUAUUAUAUUUUUAAGUAAAAACGAGCUCGAGCAUAUGAAUUAUGAUGUGUAUAGUGACGACGAGGGUAAAGAUGACAAAAGUGAAGAGAAAGUAGAAUCUGAACAGUUUUCUAAUGACAAAAUGCAUGUAUUCAGAGAAGAUUCUGGUCCAAAGAAAGGAAAAUGGUUCAAGAAUAUUAAACUUUUAAAGAGCACGGAGAAGUUGGAUGAUAAAAUUACGGCAAUCGAAAAUAAUGAAAAGUAUAGAGACGUUAAAGAUCCGUUCGAUCCAUUAGGUGAAAAACAUAGCUCUAUAGAACGAUACCAAGAUAUGGCGAAACUAAUAGAAGACCGAUUUGGUGCGCUUAGGAAAAAUGAUGGAACGGCUGAAAAGAGCCAUUCCUAUAAAAGCCUCACAACCUCCUCGUCGGAUAUGGGUACAAGUCAAUGUAGUUCGAGUCACAAAAAGCCUGUACUGACUAAAUCGGUUUCUGUACAAACCGGUAUGCCUGAUAGCUCAUACACGGAAGAGGAAGACAGUGGCAUUAAUAUGAAACAUGGUCGGAAAAACCUCAGCGUUGAUCAAAUAAACUAUUGUGGUUCUAUGGAAAGUGACUCAAGCUCUGGUAGGAAAUUAAAAUCUCUCGAUGAAAAUAUGCUUAAAAAAUCAUCAGCUACUAAAUCUUCUUCAAACCUCGAAAGGAGACAAAGGAUACAACCGGACUUAAUACCGGAGAAACCAAUGGUUAAAUCUGAAUCUUAUAAUCAAAUACAAAGCUGCGAAGACAUUAAUAUGUUUGGAGCUGGAUCUCUAUACAACGACAGCGACUUCGAAAUUAAUUAUAAACAACAUUCUUUCAUAACCGAAAAGUUAUGUUCUGAAUUUCAUGUUAAAACAAAAAGGGUGCUAAGCAAAUCCACUUCAAACUUACUCCAUCCUAAAAAAUCAACAGACAAAAAAGAAUCUAGUAAUAGCAACAGCAUGCCAACAAAAACCGAACGUUCUAACGACAGUGAAAAACUUGUUAAUUUCCGAAAAAAAAUUGACAAACCCAGAGCGCCUACACCGAAAUCUGAAAUUGAUGAACCACUUCCAGUAGACAUAUCUGAGGAAGAACCUCAAAUCCAGAAGAAAUUAAGACGAUCUAUAUCUUCAAUUCAAAAACGAAAGUUACCUGUUAUCGAAGAUUUACCAUACGGUCAAGUAGCGGAUGCUGUAGACAUCGAAGAAGAAAAGUUAGAUACAGAUUCUAGUACUGAUAAUAUAUAUGCAGAAAUAUGCGCACCGAAUAGUAAUAAAACGAGUGAAGAAGAAACUUACGACUACAAUGUAGAUAUAUUAGCGACAGAUCCUGUGAUAUGUAACGUGAAAAAGGAAGUAAACAGUCGCAACGAUGAAAGAGCGAGGUUGAUGAAUGGAAACCAAGACAAUCCAUUCAGACACAUUGAAGUUGUGGUCAUAGAAAGAUCUACAGAUUUUGAAUUGGACAAUUCAAGUGUUGCUUCGAGUGAUUUUGACGAAACGGGGAGCAAGAACGAUGUGUCUAUAACGAUAGACUCUUGGGAACGUGAUAAAGAUACUAAGAGUACUGAACCAAAAAUCCAUGCUAUUAGAUUAGAAAUAACUAGUAAUAUGGAUGAUUAUCCAGUUGAAAAUCAGAGCUUAGAUAGGACGGAGGUCCAUCUCAGUAAAGAUAAUUCGUUAAGUUUUAGUAACAGUAUCCAUUUGAAUGGUACAUAUCCCAACGAGGCCAUCUACGAUACUUUGAAGUAG
Melitaea cinxia (Glanville fritillary) is the source of this 2497-nucleotide messenger RNA. RefSeq names its product enolase-phosphatase E1-like. The transcript is spliced from 2 exons. Lineage: Eukaryota; Metazoa; Arthropoda; Insecta; Lepidoptera; Nymphalidae. The coding region runs from base 47 to 2497 and encodes 816 amino acids. The record is from RefSeq and is a predicted model, not a curated record.